GCAGCAGCAGCAGCAGCAGCAGCAAUGUUUCACUUCUUCAGAAAGCCUCCGGAAUCUAAAAAGCCCUCAGUACCAGAGACAGAAGCAGAUGGAUUCGUCCUUUUAGAAGCAUCUCAGAAGCUCUACAGUGACGUGCUGUUAAAAGUGCUGACCCUGGGUCAGACCCUUUGGGUUGGCUUCGUGGCUCCACGACUUACUCUCUACCCUUGGCAGGGUGAAGAGAGAACCUGACAGCCAUAGGAGGAGGAAGGUUUGCCUCAUUUUAAGUCCGGAUGUGGUUAAAGCAUGGGAGUGGGAGAAGAGAAGGGAUUUGACUGAGACAAGUUGAUUUGAGUGAAGCCGCUACUCUUAGACAACUUUGCGUAAAACAGCUGAUUUUCUGUGAUUUCUACAGGAAGCAAAGCCAGCAGUCAGUGACAUCAAGACUUAAGAAGAUUGAAAAAUGUCCCAUCUUCAGAGGAAAUCUAGGAGAUACAACAGAUGAGCAAAGAAUGACAGCAAGAGGCAAAACUUCGGACAUAGAGGCCAACCAACCUUUGGAGACCAACAAAGAAAAUUCAUCCAGUGUGACUGUAUCAGACCCUGAGAUGGAAAAUAAGGCAGGCCAGACUCUGGAGAACAGCUCAUUAAUGGCCGAGCUCCUGAGCGAUGUACCCUUCACCCUGGCCCCGCAUGUGCUGGCAGUACAGGGCACCAUCACUGACCUUCCCGACCACUUACUCUCCUAUGAUGGCAGCGAAAACUUAUCAUGGUUUUGGUAUGAUUUCACUCUUGAAAAUUCAGUGCUCUGUGAUUCAUAAUCUUUAUGUCUGUUUGCACCUUAACAGCUUUAAAAUAUGUUCGCCUAUUUUAUCUAACCUGUUUGAUGUUCUUUGCCGUUUCACUGUUUAAGGUCCUCAGCAAGGAUCAUAAAGCAAAGAAAAUAGCAUUAUGUUCAUUACUCUAUUUUUAAGAAAAAGGUACAUUUGUAUACAAAUUUAACUUAAGUUCUACUUCCUUUCUCCCAUAUAAUAAAUAUACAAAUUAGGCUAUGAAGUUUUUAUGAAAGGACUCGAUUCCUUCAGAUGGUCUCUCAAAAUAUAACACCUCAAAUUUAUCUUAGAAGAACUGUGAAAAAGAAUUGUGGCAUUUUUCAGUCACUAGAGCUCUGAAGUCUGAGCAAGAAGUGGGUGUGAAGUCUCCUCUCUGGUUUGUAGGAAGUUGAAUUAGUGUUAUUCCUGAAUUUUUUUCUUCCACAGUGUUUAUGAAUGAAUUCAGAAAAAAAGUUGCCAGUUAGCUUAAUUUCUUCAGAUGCAUUGAUGUGGAAAUUUAAAACUUGUCCUAAACAGCAGUGCUAGUUUGCUGAUACGAAGAUGCUAGACCUGCUCUGCGUGCUCUUUCUGGAGUGGCCCAUUUCGGUUUUCUGAAACCCAUGGCAGCCCUUUCCAUCGUGAAUAAUUUUUGUGUUCCCACCUUUGUUCUCUGCCUUUUUGCUACUUCAGUGUGCUCUCUGACCAGCUUUCCAAAGAACUUGCCCUGCUUCUGCCUUGGUUGCCAUUUGCUCUCCUUACCACAUAUGUUCCCAGUUUAUGAAGAGAUCCACAUUUCCUUUCAACCCCUCUGCCUCCUGAAGAAAAACAUUUCAUGAUGAUACAUAUUAUUGCUGAUAACACCCUUAUUUAGAAAUUUGUUGGCCACAAUACAGAUGGAAAUGCUUUACUGCUGGAAAAACUAAAAUCAACUCAUUUCCAAUUAGAGUAUAGGCAGAACACCUAGAUAUGACUUUUAGUUCUUGAAUAUCCAUUACUUACUUUAAUGAAAACAGAACUGCCAUUGGUCAAUAAACUGUAAAGGGAAGAGGUAAAUUGUGAUAGAGAAUUUUCAAUGUCAUGGGAAAUUGAAAUCCCAUUUAUUUUGAUUACCAGCAAUAUGAUUUAUUAACUCUGUGCCAAGUUUUAAGUAUAUUUUUUCACAAAGAUAGAGUGCCAUAGUGAAACUAAACACUGUGCAUAAAGGUACAUGAAUUAUUCCAGUUUUAAAGUAUUAUGCAUGUUUGUUUAAUAAAUGUGGCAUGGUUUUAAUACAAAAGCUAUGUUAUUUAAAAGUUAGAGGAACAUUUCUAUUGACAAAAAUAUGCUUCAUUUACAUAUAAUGUUACCAUAUGAUGUUAAUGAUUAAAUUAGAUCUUUACAUAGUUCUUACAAAGCAUCAGUCUAGGAAAUAUGACUUAUUACUGAUGCAAAUGUGAACAUUUUGUAGUAGUUUUGUAAAAGAACAUCCUUUUCAAAUAUCUAUGUUAAUGUCCCCUUGAAAUUAAAUGCAAGCACAUAGUCAGUUUGUCUAAUUUUGUGUGAAAUUUUGUCGAAAAUACCUAAACAUUUCAUCUAUAUUUGUGCCUACCGUGUUAUAAAUGUUCGUAAGUACCUUCAUGUGUCUAUAAAAAAUGUUAUAUUUAAAUAAAUGUGAAUUAAAAUAAAAUUUUUGAUUAUUUUCAGAUCCAGAAAAA
Molecule: messenger RNA, 2485 nt
Organism: Gorilla gorilla gorilla (western lowland gorilla)
Lineage: Eukaryota; Metazoa; Chordata; Mammalia; Primates; Hominidae
Gene: UMAD1
Product: UBAP1-MVB12-associated (UMA) domain containing 1
Exons: 7
Coding region: 492-800 (102 amino acids)
Source: RefSeq, a predicted model, not a curated record